GGCGGGCGGCGCUCGGGCCGUGCGGAGUCCCGCCCCGCCGCCCCUCGAGCGCCCCCAGUUUCGCUUCUGGCCGGAACCUGCGCCCCGAACCAGGAAGCACCUGGCGGCGGGCGAGGGAUGGCUGGGCCCGGCUGGGGUCUUCCUCGGCUGGACGGUUUCAUCCUUACCGAGCGCCUGGGCAGUGGCACGUACGCCACGGUGUACAAGGCCUACGCCAAGAAGGAUACUCGGGAGGUGGUAGCCAUAAAAUGCGUGGCCAAGAAAAGUCUCAACAAGGCAUCUGUGGAAAACCUCCUGACUGAGAUUGAGAUCCUCAAGGGCAUUCGGCACCCCCAUAUUGUGCAGUUGAAAGACUUCCAGUGGGACAGUGACAAUAUCUACCUCAUCAUGGAGUUCUGCGCAGGGGGCGACCUGUCUCGCUUCAUCCACACCCGCAGGAUCCUGCCUGAGAAGGUGGCUCGUGUAUUCAUGCAGCAGCUGGCUAGUGCCCUGAAGUUCCUGCACGAACGAAACAUCUCUCACCUGGAUCUGAAGCCACAGAACAUUCUGCUGAGCUCUUUGGAGAAGCCCCAUCUGAAACUGGCAGACUUUGGCUUUGCACAGCACAUGUCUCCGUGGGACGAGAAACACGUGCUUCGUGGCUCCCCACUCUACAUGGCUCCCGAGAUGGUGUGCCGGCGGCAGUACGAUGCCCGUGUGGACCUCUGGUCUGUGGGGGUCAUCCUGUAUGAAGCCCUCUUCGGGAAGCCCCCCUUUGCCUCCAGAUCGUUCUCAGAGCUAGAAGAAAAGAUCCGCAGCAAUCGAGUUAUUGAGCUCCCCCUUCGGCCCCAGCUCUCCCUAGACUGCCGGGACCUGCUGCAGCGACUCCUAGAACGGGAUCCCAACCGUCGAAUCUCCUUCCAGGACUUCUUUGCCCACCCCUGGGUGGAUCUGGAGCACAUGCCCAAUGGGGAAAGCCUGGCGAGAGCAACAGCCCUUGUGGUGGAGGCUGUGAAGAAGGACCAGGAGGGGGACGCUGCUGCAGCCCUGUCCCUCUACUGCAAGGCUCUGGACUUCUUUGUACCUGCCCUGCACUACGAAGUGGAUGCCCAGCGGAAGGAGGCAAUUAAGGCCAAGGUAGGGCAGUAUGUGUCCCGGGCGGAGGAGCUCAAAGCCAUCGUCUCCUCCUCCAAUCAGGCCCUGCUAAGGCAGGACACAUCUGUCCAAGGCCUGCUGCGAGAGAUGGCUCGGGACAAGCCCCGCCUCCUUGCUGCCCUGGAAGUGGCCUCAGCUGCCAUGGCCAAGGAGGAAGAAGCUGGCAAGGAGCAGGAUGCCCUGGACCUGUACCAGCACAGCCUCGGGGAGCUGCUACUGCUGUUGGCAGCAGAAGCCCCGGGCCGAAGGCGGGAGCUCCUUCACACUGAGGUUCAGAACCUCAUGGCUCGAGCUGAGUACCUGAAAGAGCAGAUCAAGAUAAGGGACUCUCACUGGGAAGCAGAGACUCUGGACAAAGAGGGACUGUCGGAGUCUGUUCGGAGCUCUUGCACACUGCAGUGACAUCAGAAGGACUAGUGGAUAGAACACAAGUCUAGAGAGAAGCUAUGUACCAACCCAGGUUCGCACCUGUGCACCUGGGACCUUCCUGGAUGAACACCUCAAGAUGUCCACAUCCUAGUUCCCAGUGUUCCUCUGAAUGCUCUCCACCCCUGGAGGCUCUGGUGGCCCAUGUACUGUGCCGGGUGUACUGAACUCUGGGAGAACUACUUUACUAUGACUUUGUUAGUAGGUGACUGCUGGCCUAAACCUGUCGGCUUCAGGACAUCAUCACACUGUGUGUGUUUUGCUCUGCAAAGAGGACACCAUGCCUCUUCAGGGCACCUCUGUUCCUUCCCUGCUACCAGGCAGCUGCUGUACCUGGGCCAACCCUUCCUGGGAGCCUUUAUUCCAACCUACUCCCUUCUUGCACUGGAAUGGGACACUCCAAUACCCCUCAGGGACUACCUACCCUACAGGAUGCACUCAGCCCUGCAGAACUCUCUAGUCUUCCUGGGAGUGCACACCUGCCAUCCUUUUUAGUACUUUAAGACAAUCCUUCAUGCAUGAAUGGCGUGUCCUUUGUAGGGGUGGGGUACAUGUGAGAAUUCCAGGCCUGUCCCUGCCUUGGCAUGGAGGAGAGGUCCUCAUCUCUCCUACUUACAGCCCUCUUUUGGGGGGAAUAUGCCACACUAGCCAUAUAGUGGGCCCUGUGCUGGAGCUGGGGCUUGGUUGGGCCUGGGUCUUCCCUUUUGUCCUCUUAAGCCAUGGGUACCUCCACAGCUUACACUUUGUAUGAGCUGGAGAUGAACUACCAUAUCUGGAAUUACUGGAAGGUUUCUUUUUUAUUUCCCUCCCAAUCAUUAUCUUGUUUCAAAUUUUUGUGUUGAAGGCUGAUUUUGAAUAAGGAGCAGGGGAGCUGUUCUGCAUCAGAUAAUCCCAAACCACAAGCGGUGAGGGUUUCUUUUUCUUGUGUGUGUGUGCGGGGGGUGCAGGCAUUCUUUCUUUCUUUUUUUUUUUUGCAGGGGGGGGGGUGGUUCGAGACAGGGUUUCUCUGUGUAGUUUUGAGCCUGUCCUGGAACUCACUUUGUAGACCAGGCUGGCCUCGAACUCACAGAGAUCCGCCUGACAGGCAUUAUUUCUAAAGUCAGAGAAUGUUGGUGAUUUUUAAUCAUUCUGCCUCCUUAGGACAAAGUGGAGCCUUGUCGGAGGCUGGAUGUAUAUAAAGAAUGCAGUUCAUUGUUCUCUAUUAAAUUAUUUUCCAUACUCA
This is a messenger RNA of Peromyscus californicus insignis, 2782 nucleotides long. RefSeq names its product unc-51 like kinase 3 (gene Ulk3). Lineage: Eukaryota; Metazoa; Chordata; Mammalia; Rodentia; Cricetidae. Gene Ontology annotation, biological process: autophagosome organization; peptidyl-serine phosphorylation; autophagy. Gene Ontology annotation, molecular function: ATP binding; protein serine/threonine kinase activity. The transcript has 16 exons. The record is from RefSeq and is a predicted model, not a curated record. Bases 118 to 1536 code for a protein of 472 amino acids. Gene Ontology annotation, cellular component: cytoplasm; autophagosome.